Messenger RNA from Erpetoichthys calabaricus (reedfish), 2417 nucleotides. It is a transcript of the gene pah, whose product is annotated as phenylalanine hydroxylase. The transcript is spliced from 13 exons. Gene Ontology annotation, biological process: L-phenylalanine catabolic process; L-tyrosine biosynthetic process. Gene Ontology annotation, molecular function: iron ion binding; phenylalanine 4-monooxygenase activity. Bases 117 to 1463 code for a protein of 448 amino acids. Lineage: Eukaryota; Metazoa; Chordata; Cladistia; Polypteriformes; Polypteridae. The record is from RefSeq and is a predicted model, not a curated record.
CGCAAUAUCUCAGCGAAGCUCUUCAUACUGGCAGUGUGGUGAAUACAGAGGUGAAAAACUAAAAGGCUCACGAAAAACAGAAAGAAAGAAAAGAAAUAAUAAAAGGAUACUUAAAAAUGGAUGCAGCUUUUCACAAGACAACAAAAAAAGAGUCUGCAUGGCAGGAGACAAUGUAUAUUGAAGAGCCACCUAACAAAGGUGGUGUUUUGUCUUGUAUAUUUUCUCUAAAAGAAGAAGUCGGUGCCCUGGCUAAAGCUCUUCGCUUGUUUGAGGAAAAUGGCAUCAAUCUUACACAUAUUGAGUCCCGGCCAUCUCGCCUUAAUAAGGGAGAGUAUGAGUUCUUUGUUAAUGUAGAUGCCACCUGCUCAAAAAGUCUGGAUGAAGUAAUCGACCAUUUAAGAGCUCAGAUCAGUGGACACAUUAUUGAAUUAUCUCGUAACAAGAUAAAGGAUACAGUUCCCUGGUUUCCAAGGGAUAUUCAGGACCUAGAUAGAUUUGCCAACCAGAUCUUAAGCUAUGGAUCAGAAUUAGAUGCAGAUCAUCCAGGAUUUACAGAUCCUGUGUAUCGCACCCGUAGAAAGGAAUUUGCUGACAUUGCUUACAACUAUAAAUAUGGUCAACCCAUUCCCAGAGUGGAAUACACUGAAGAAGAGAAAAAAACUUGGCGCACAGUUUUUCAGAAGCUUAAGUCUCUUUACCCGACUCAUGCUUGUAAAGAGCACAACCAAGUCUUCCCUCUCUUGGAGAAGUACUGCGGCUACAAGGAAGAUAAUAUUCCUCAGCUAGAAGAUAUCUCCAAAUUUUUACAAUCCUGUACAGGUUUCAGCCUUCGCCCUGUAGCUGGACUUCUCUCUUCACGUGAUUUUCUGGCUGGUCUGGCAUUUCGGGUCUUCCAUUCUACGCAGUAUAUCCGCCAUUCAUCAAAGCCAAUGUAUACACCUGAGCCUGAUAUUUGUCAUGAGGUCUUAGGCCAUGUUCCUUUGUUUGCUGAUCCAAGUUUUGCUCAGUUUUCACAGGAAAUUGGCUUGGCAUCCCUAGGCGCCCCUGAUGAAUAUAUUGAGAAGCUUGCAACAGUGUACUGGUUUACUGUGGAGUUUGGUCUAUGUAAACAGGAUUCUGAAAUCAAGGCUUAUGGAGCUGGACUUCUGUCAUCUUUUGGAGAACUUCAUUACUGUUUGACAGACAAACCAGAAGUUCAUCCAUUUGAUCCUGAAAAGACAGCUGUUCAGAAAUAUCCUAUUACCGAGUUUCAGCCUGUGUAUUUUGUGGCAGAAAGCUUUGAUAAUGCAAAAGAAAAAGUCAGGAAAUUUGCUGCAACCAUUCCCAAACCUUUCUCAUUACGUUACAAUCCUUACACUCGGAGUGUUGAGGUUCUGGACAACAUCCAGCAGCUGCAGAAUCUAGCUGAUAACAUUAAUGGAGAGCUUGCAACUCUGUGCAAUGCAUUAAAGAAGAUGGUGUAAGCAAGAAACUGAGUGAUAGUCCUUUGUUUUGCAGUGAAAUGUGAACAUGGAAUUUUACUUACGUCCACACUGCUGUUAAAGUGCAUGAACUAGCUAUUAUUGUAGGCAUAAUGAAUGCAUUUCCAGUGAUUUCAAAAUUGUUUUCUUUUCUCAAAAAUCUCUUUAAUAAUUAUAUAUAAGUAUAUUUAUAUCCUAAAUAGUAAUGAUACACCAAAUGAUAUUGUGGAUUUUAAACCAGUAAACCACAGGACGUACUGUAUACUAUAGUAUUUAAACCAAUUAUUUUAUUUUUAAUCAUUUUGUAUUGAAUAUUAUUCUCAAAAUGAUUUACAUUCACUGUGGUUUAGCUCAAUUGUUUACAUGUGUUUUUCAACUUAUAAUUUUAAUAACUUGUGUAGGGUUGCACACUAAGAGAAAGGUGGGGACUGAGCUGUCAAUUUUGUGGCUUAAAACUCAUUGCCUUAUACACUAAGUCUCACAGGCCUGCCAGGAUUCAGGAGCACAGUAUCUCACUGAGUAAAGCUACAGUAUAUUUAAACCAGUGAAAGGUGCCACACUUCUCUAUAGUGCAUAGCAUCGUAAUAUUAAUCAAAAGGCUACUUAUCAAAUGUAAAAUAACCCUACAAUAUACGAAAAUAUGAAAAAUGUAACAGUAUCUUAUUUUGUGUACUUAAGUGUACUUUAUUUUAGAACUUCUGUUGUAUUUAGUUGUCACAUACUAGAUUAGCAAAAAAAUAAUUGUUUUGUCCACCCAACAACAAUAUUUUAAUCAUUGCAUUUAGUUUUAGAAAACCCAUAUUUCUUUAGAUUGAAUAUAAUUUAGGUAUAGGUAAUUUAAAAUAUUUUGUAUCAAGCAUUAUAAAACAUACAGUAUAUCUCCAAUUAUAAAUAACAAAACAUUUAAAACAAUAAAUUUACUAUGUAAAGUAUAUGAAUAAAUUGCAUACUCCUGUU